AUCUAGCUAGCUGACGAUUUCAUCCCGAAUGAAUCAUGCUCUCGGGUGAUGGAUCUGGCUCUGUUUUUCUUCUCUUCUCAUGUGGUGGUUGUCGAUUUCACAGCGUCAUGGUGCGGGCCUUGCCGCUUCAUAUCUCCUUUCUUGGGCGAGCUGGCAAAGAGGCUGCCCCCUAUUACAUUUCUCAAGGUCGAUGUUGAUGAACUCCAAGACAGACUAUUGCUCAGGACUGGGAAGUGGAGGCAAUGCCAACAUUCGUGUUUCUGAAAGAGGGCAAGAUUCUAGACAUGGUAGUUGGUGCGAAGAAGGAAGAGCUCCAAGACACCAUUAACAAGCACUUGGCUACUUGCUCUGCUUGAAGAAAGAAUCAGUUAUCUU
Linum trigynum is the source of this 375-nucleotide messenger RNA. The record is from the annotation of a GenBank genome assembly. NCBI's taxonomy places the organism in Eukaryota, Viridiplantae, Streptophyta, Magnoliopsida, Malpighiales, Linaceae.